This is a messenger RNA of Haliotis rubra (blacklip abalone), 1736 nucleotides long. RefSeq names its product alpha-L-fucosidase-like. Lineage: Eukaryota; Metazoa; Mollusca; Gastropoda; Lepetellida; Haliotidae. The transcript has 8 exons. Gene Ontology annotation, biological process: fucose metabolic process; glycoside catabolic process. Gene Ontology annotation, cellular component: lysosome. Gene Ontology annotation, molecular function: alpha-L-fucosidase activity. The record is from RefSeq and is a predicted model, not a curated record. The coding region runs from base 40 to 1440 and encodes 466 amino acids.
UGUCAUAUCUUAACAACAGUAAAUGUGAUCACUGUCAAGAUGGCUGUCUGGCUGGCUGGUACAGUUGUCCUAACCAUCCUUGUAACUAUUCAAGGAAGUUCUUUACACAACAAGAAAACUCCAGAAGUUCGCUAUGAACCCAACUGGGCUUCCAUAGAUUCCCGCCCACUUCCUCCAUGGUACGAUGAAGCUAAGCUUGGAAUCUUCAUCCACUGGGGAGUGUUUUCAGUACCAAGUUUUGGUUCUGAGUGGUUCUGGGAACGCUGGGAGGGGACAAAGAAAGAAGCCAUGUAUGCAGACUUCAUGAAGAAGAACUACAAACCAGACUGGACCUAUGCAGAUUUUGCUAAAGAUUUUACAGCUGAAUUCUAUGAUGCCAAUGCAUGGGCGGAACUAUUUGAAGACUCUGGAGCUAAGUAUAUUGUAUUUGUAAGCAAGCAUCAUGAGGGAUUCUGCAACUGGCCAACCAAUGUCUCCUUCAACUGGAACUCCCAGAUGGUUGGACCAAAAAGAGACAUUGUGGGUGAGCUGGCCCAGGCCAUCCGCAGCAAGACAGACCUCCACUUUGGCCUGUAUCACUCCCUGUUUGAGUGGUUUCACCCUCUGUACCUGAAGGAUGUCGCUAACAACUUCACAACUCAGGAAUUUGUGCUGACCAAGACAAUGCCAGAGUUAUAUGAGCUCGUCAACACCUACAAGCCCGACAUUGUAUGGUCUGAUGGACCCGUUGGACCAGACACCUACUGGGAUUCUACAAAGUUUAUUGCUUGGCUGUACAAUGACAGUCCUGUCAAGGACACUGUGGUGACGAAUGACCGUUGGGGAAACAAUCACAUAAAGUGCCAUCAUGGGGGGGUCCUCACCUGUACAGACAGGUACAAUCCAGGCACCCUUCAGCCUAGGAAGUGGGUGAAUGCCAUGACAAUCGACAAGACGUCGUGGGGGUUCCGACGAGAAGCCAGCCUGGAGGACUUUCUCACCAUGGAGGAAAUCAUAGAAACAUUUGUGGAAACUGUAAGCUGUGGUGGCAACAUGCUUAUGAAUGUUGGUCCUACCAAGUACGGGAUGAUUGCGCCGAUCUAUGAGGAGAGACUACGAGGCAUGGGACAGUGGCUGAAGGUCAAUGGAGAAGCUAUCUACAGCAGCAAACCUUGGUCCCAUCAGAAUGAUACCGUCACUCGUCGAGUGUGGUACACACAGAAUGAAGGCAGUGUCUAUGCUACCAUAUUUUCUUGGCCUAACGGAACCACAAAUAACCUUGCCCUUGGUGCCCCAGUGCCCUCUUCCGGCACAACGGUCACCCUUCUAGGAUACCAGGGCCAGUUUACCUGGGACAAGCGGUCAUCUGGUGGGAUGACCAUCAACAUUCCUGCCAUCCCUGUCAACCAGAUGCCAUGUCAGUGGGGCUGGGUUUUCAAACUUACUGACAUCACCAACUGAAACACUUGGAGACACGGAUAGCGGACACUUAAUUCUCUUUAAUGAUUUCACUUUACAGUCAUAUAUACCAGUAGACAAUGUAUGUAAAACUCUGGUUGGAGUAAAGAUCAAGAUAUGGUUAUACAUCAAUUGUCUACAAUAAUAGAAAAAAUAUAUAAAGACAAUGUACAACAUUGCAUUAUGACUUUCCACUUGAUCCUUUUGAUAAUCAGAGGACUGUAAUUAUCUGGAGUUGAUUGGUUGAAUACAAAUUUACUAUUGUAUUGUCACAGGUAAAUAAAUUAUGUUUCAAUCCC